This is a messenger RNA of Ambispora gerdemannii, 807 nucleotides long. The record is from the annotation of a GenBank genome assembly. Lineage: Eukaryota; Fungi; Glomeromycota; Glomeromycetes; Archaeosporales; Ambisporaceae.
AUGGAAACUCUCGAUUCAUUUCGCAAUAAACUAAAUUCAAUUGAGGAAAUAGACGACUACGACGAAAAAAUGGCUCAAGAGAUCUUUAUUAUUUUCAAAAAUAGUAAUGAAAAUUGGGAAAAUGACGACGUAAUUGUUCAAAAUGUAAAAAAUUGGUCGAAAUUAAAAAACAUUACACACAUCAACUUAUUCAAGUGUAUAAAAAAUCAAAGCACAAAUAAGAAAUACGCAUGUCUAUUAGGAUUUUUGUAUCGUUGGGGAAUAGGGAUAGCGUCAGACCAAGAAAAAGCAUUUCAUUGGUAUAAAGUUUCCGCGGAAAUUGGCGACUCGCUUGGUCAAAAUGAGUUGGGAAGCUGUUACGAUUACGCUGAUGGAGUUGACAUGGAUAUGUCGAAAGCGUUCUAUUGGUAUCAUAAAUCAGCGCUAGCUGGAAAUGCAUUCGGCCAACACAACAUUGGUCUCUGUUUUCGGCUUGGAAUUGGGACAUGUCAAGACGACUGUCAAGCAUUUUUCUGGUUCCAAGAAGCGGCAAAAGUUGGUCAUCGCGGCGGCCAGACUGAACUUGGACAAUGUUAUUCGAAUGGGUAUGGCGUGAAACAAGAUUUACGAAAAGGGUAUUAUUGGCUAUGUCGCGCUGCUACCGCUGGAAAUACUAUGGCUCAGUCUUUGGUUGCUGAUCGUCAGCAAUAUGGGUUGGGAACCUUUAGAGAUAUUCACGAAGCAAUAAAAUGGCAUCGUAAAGUUAUCCAAGCCAUGGAGCAGCCAGAGUAUCCGAAAUUAAUCUGGCUAUUUCAACAAGAUUUAUAA